Messenger RNA from Procambarus clarkii (red swamp crayfish), 4437 nucleotides. The record is from RefSeq and is a predicted model, not a curated record. Lineage: Eukaryota; Metazoa; Arthropoda; Malacostraca; Decapoda; Cambaridae.
GGUGUGAGCAACGUCCAGUAGGUGGCUGUGGCGGCGACCAGGGUACCAGUAGUUCUCAAGGAGCGACUAGAACACCAGUAGCUCUUAAGGUACCAACCACAGUGGCGCUCGGCCCCUCCUGUCCAAGUGAGGGAUAUGCUGCUGCUGUUUGGUGUUAGUUGGGGACGUCCUGCAGACACUGCAGUAGGGAACAUGUUGUUGCUGGGGAGCGUGUUGUUGAGUGUUGGUGCUGGAGCGUUGCCUGUGAACACCACCCAGCACUAUGCCUGUCCUCCCAACACGUGGUGUGUGUCCAAAAACUUCUGCCACACUGACCACCUCGCCUACAACUACACGCCCGCAGAAGAUGCGACCCGGGAUGAUACAAAAUACAUGUGUGGGCGGACGGUGGACAGCGAGGGGACGGUGUGCUGCCGGAACCACACUAGGCUGCCCACGCCCUUCACGCCCACCUCCACAAACUGGUUUUACAUGCUUGAGAACUCUACCACUCUGCGCAUCCCGGUGGAGAUCGUACCGUGGCCUGGAUACGUCGUCCAGCAACCCUUGAGACGCCCCCUGCAGCAGGAGCCCCCGAUAUGUCCACCUUCCAGUGUGUGUACUCCCGCCACCGUCUGCCCCGCCUCCAGCAUCACCUAUACUGCUGCCAUAUUCUCAAAGGUCUUGGACAGAAAGUACCGAUGUGGCGGAACUUGGGACACGAGAACAUGGUCAUGCUGUUCACUACACACAAUAGUGAACGCGCUCCACGCUUACAAAGGCAGCCAAGGCUCGCCCGACGACCGUGGCGGAGUGAACAUUAACAUAAACUUCCGGGAGAAGCAGGGCUCCCAGCCAGGGGGAGCCGAUGUCUUCCAGUACAGGAUGUCCCAAGACUCUUCAGACGCUCGCAUGGAUAUAAACCAUUCACAUCUGAUCAACUCUCGCAUACCGGACUACUAUGAGAAACAACAUGCCAAAGAAUUAGCAGACCAGUAUCUUCUGGCCGUCAACUCGACUAGAAAACGAAGAGAAGCAAUUACUGUUGAAGCGGAAAAUGCUGCUGUUGGUCACGCUGCUGCAUCGUCUAAUGCUUCAGGGUACAAGGUGACCCCAACAACGAACCUCAACCCAUCACGGAUCCCAGGAAGCGGUUCUCUUAACAUCUCUCUCCGCGCUGCCAUUCCCUCGCCGUAUCCUGUAGAAAAGGGGUGCGGGAAGCCCCUAUCCCCUGUGUAUGAUGGGAGAGCCUUGGACAGCGAUGUCACCCUUGCCAAGGAGGGCCAAUACCCGUGGCACGUUGCCAUCUUGACGACAAAGUUGGAAUAUCUGUGUGCAGGAGCAGUUAUAGCUGAAAGACAUGUAAUCACAGUUGCUCACUGCGUCCAACACCUAACUCCUCGCGACCUGAUCGUCCGUGUUGGCGACUAUGAUCUCUCUGCGGACACUGAGAGCUUGCCUUCCUACGACGUAACAAUCCUGAAGAUAACUUGCCAUCCAGACUACAGGCGGCAGAACUUGAAUGCAGACAUCGCCGUGGUGGAGCUAGAGUACCCGGUGCUGCACCUGCCCAACGUGGUGAAGGCCUGCCUGCCGACGGCGGCCGCCACGUACCUUGACAACCAAGAAUGUUACGUUCCAGCCUGGGGCUUCGUUCAGCCUGACGAGGGUGGCACUGAAAGAUACAAAAGCUUCAGCCCAGUUCUGAAACGGUCAAGAUUUGUACUCGUGGAACAAGCUACGUGCCAGCGGCUGUUUAGGAAUAUCAAAAGCCUUGGUGCCUUUUUCAAGCUACUCCCUGGAUUUCUCUGCUGCAAGGGCAUCCUGCAGACUCAUACUUGUCAUGGUGACGGCGGGAGCGGCCUCGUGUGUCGGACCUCUACUGGAGAGUUUGUACUUCAGGGUUUGGUCUCUUGGAGUAUUGACUGCGGCCAUGGGGUGCCAACUGCGUUCGUGGACGUAAACUAUUAUCUACAGUUUAUUUUGUCCAUAGUUGGGACAGCCACGACGCCAGGAUCAUCUUACGUAGCUGCUGUAGUCCCGCCUCCGGCCACCACCUCAUAUACAGGGGCGCAGCAGAGCGCUGGACAAGCUGCUGCAACAGGUGGAUAUGCAGCUUACGUCGAUCCUUUCCUGACUGGUGUAGUGAAAGAGUACGAACUGUCUGACGACGGAAAAGUGCCCGGUAGCCCCGCUGUCCCUUAUGUUCAGACAAGCUACCAGCAGACCUCUGGUCUUAAGGAAGAGGGCUACCAGCAGACGGGUGGCUACCAACAAGCGUCGGGUCUGAAAAAGGAAGAGGGCUACCAGCAGACGGGUGGCUACCAGCAGACGGGUGGCUACCAGCAGACGGGUGGCUACCAGCAGACGGGAGGCUACCAGCAGACGGGUGGCUACCAGCAGACAGGUGGCUACCAGCAGACAGGUGGCUACCAGCAGACGUCUGGUAUAAAGAAGGAAGAGGGCUACCAGCAGACAGGUGGCUACCAGCAGACGGGUGGCUACCAGCAGACGUCUGGUAUAAAGAAGGAAGAGGGCUACCAGCAGACGGGUGGCUACCAGCAGACGGGUGGCCUAAAGAAGGAAGAUGGCUACCAGCAGACAGGUGGCUACCAGCAGACGGGUGGCCUAAAGAAGGAAGAUGGCUACCAGCAGACGGGUGGCUACCAGCAGACGUCUGGCCUGAAGAAGGAAGAGGGCUACCAGCAGACUGGUGGCUACCAGCAGGCGUCUGGCCUGAAGAAGGAAGAGGGCUACCAGCAGACGGGUGGCUACCAGCAGACAGGUGGCCUAAAGAAGGAAGAGGGCUACCAGCAGACGGGUGGCCUAAAGAAGGAAGAUGGCUACCAGCAGACGGGUGGCUACCAGCAGACGGGUGGCUACCAGCAGACAGGUGGCCUAAAGAAGGAAGAGGGCUACCAGCAGACGGGUGGCUACCAGCAGACGGGUGGCCUAAAGAAGGAAGAGGGCUACCAGCAGACGGGUGGCUACCAGCAGACGUCUGGUCUAAAGGAAGGUGGCUACCAGCAGACGGGUGGCCUAAAGAAGGAAGAGGGCUACCAGCAGACGGGUGGCUACCAGCAGACAGGUGGCCUAAAGAAGGAAGAUGGCUACCAGCAGACGGGUGGCUACCAGCAGACAGGUGGCCUAAAGAAGGAAGAGGGCUACCAGCAGACGGGUGGCUACCAGCAGACGGGUGGCUACCAGCAGACAGGUGGCCUAAAGAAGGAAGAUGGCUACCAGCAGACAGGUGGCUACCAGCAGACGGGUGGCCUAAAGAAGGAAGAUGGCUACCAGCAGACAGGUGGCUACCAGCAGACGGGUGGCCUAAAGAAGGAAGAGGGCUACCAGCAGACGGGUGGCUACCAGCAGACAGGUGGCCUAAAGAAGGAAGAGGGCUACCAGCAGACGGGUGGCUACCAGCAGACGGGUGGCUACCAGCAGACGGGUGGCUACCAGCAGACGGGUGGCUACCAGCAGACGGGUGGCUACCAGCAGACAGGUGGCCUAAAGAAGGAAGAUGGCUACCAGCAGACAGGUGGCUACCAGCAGACGGGUGGCCUAAAGAAGGAAGAUGGCUACCAGCAGACAGGUGGCUACCAGCAGACGGGUGGCCUAAAGAAGGAAGAGGGCUACCAGCAGACGGGUGGCUACCAGCAGACGGGUGGCCUAAAGAAGGAAGAUGGCUACCAGCAGACGUCUGGGUACAGAGAUGAUAGGUAUCAGCAGACGGGUGGCUAUAGGAAGGAUUACGACUACCAGCAGACUGGUGGCUAUAGGAAGGAUUACGACUACCAGCAGACGGGUGGCUAUAGGAAGGAUUACGACUACCAGCAGACGGGUGGCUAUAGGAAGGAUUACGACUACCAGCAGACGGGUGGCUACAGGAAGGAUUACGACUACCAGCAGACGGAUGGCUAUAGGAAGGAUUACAGUUAUCAGACGGGUUACAAUGACUACUCACCACCAGAAUAUUCUAGUGACAAGUAUGGUUAUCGCCCGAAUAUCGGUCGCUACGAAGCAGACGACUAUGAACCAAAUGACCCUUACCAAUCGGACUUUGAAACUGGUUAUGGCAAAUAUGACUCGUCAGGGUCGCUAUACAAGACCGAUUCUGGUUACGACUCUUACAAGUACGAGUCUGAUCAAACCAAUUAUGACGAGAAAAGACCUGCGCACAAGAUCGACGAGCACCACGAUGGUGGUUCUUAUGAUAAAGGUAAUAAGUUAGACUAUAAAGACGACCUGAAAGAACAGUCGCUUGUAGGGUUCUUGAGAAAACAUGUUGCUGUUUAGUUGUAUAUAAAGCAUUGCUUUAAUGUUUUAAUGUUUUACAUAUAUAAUUUUUAGUAAUUUGUCUUCAUACAUGGUUUGAUGUUUGCGUGCAACGUGUACUCUUGUUCCCUCUUCCACUUUGGAAAGGCUUGUAUCAAAGCUACAAAUAAAAAAAUAAUAAAC